This is a messenger RNA of Microtus oregoni (creeping vole), 984 nucleotides long. It is a transcript of the gene Mogat3, whose product is annotated as monoacylglycerol O-acyltransferase 3. NCBI's taxonomy places the organism in Eukaryota, Metazoa, Chordata, Mammalia, Rodentia, Cricetidae. Gene Ontology annotation, cellular component: endoplasmic reticulum membrane. Gene Ontology annotation, molecular function: diacylglycerol O-acyltransferase activity. Gene Ontology annotation, biological process: triglyceride biosynthetic process. The record is from RefSeq and is a predicted model, not a curated record.
AUGAAAACACCUCAAAAGCAAAGGCUUGAAGUGAUAGGCACCUACCAAUAUGUGGUCACUUUUCUCUUCAUGGGCCUUUCCUGCACCCUUCUGGUCUUCUUUCUCCAUUUUACCCGGCUCUGGUCCUUCUCUGUUCUCUAUUUCGAGUGGCUGUACCUGGACUGGAACACACCCAUCCAAGGUGGAAGGAACAGCAGGUGGAUGAGAAAGUGGACAAUCUGGAAACACCAGAGAGAUCAUUUCCCUCGAAAGACAGUUGCUACUGAAAACUCAGAGCUGCCGGCUGACCGGAAUUACGUGCUGGGUGCCCACCCCCAUGGGAUCAUGAGCACAGGAAUCUUCUGUAAUUUCUCCACGGACAGCAACGCCUUCUCCUAGCUCCUUUUCGGGCUUAGGCCUUGGGUGGCCACUGCUGGACUCUUCUAUCUCAUUGGCCCACUUCUGUCCGCAGGGCUGUGUCCUGUGAGUCGACAGAGUCUGGACUUCAUUCUGUCACAGCCCCAGCUUGGCCAGGCAGUGACCAUCCUGAUUGGGAGUGCCCAGGAAGCCCUGUACGCUGUUCCAGGGGAGCACUGCAUCACACUGAGGACACGGAAAGGCUUUGUGCACCUGGGGCUAAGGCAAGGGGCCUCCCUCGUGCCUGUGUAUUCCUUUGGGGAGAAUGAUAUCUACAGAAUCAAGUCUUUUGACCAAAACUCCUGGCAGCAUCGAUGCCAAAUUGCCUUCAAGAGACUCAUGGGAUUUUCCCCCUGCAUCUUCUGGGGCCGUAGUCUCUUCUCGGCCAACCUCUGGGGUCUGGUACCAUUUGCCCAGCCCAUCACUACUGUGGUGGGCCGCCCCAUCCCUGUGCCCCAGUCCCUCAAGCCCACCGAAGACCAAGUGGAUCCUUAUCACCGGCUCUACAUGAAGGCUCUGAAGCGAUUGUUUGCAGACCACAAGGAGGCCUGUGGUGUCCUUGCUUCCACGCACCUCACCUUCCUUUAG